UGCACGGAUCUGAUAGGAUGCCAUGAUGCUAUUGGGGCCAAGCUCAUUGAGGGCGCUGGGUUCAAAGCCGCUUUCUUCUCAGGGUUCGCUUUCAGCGCUUCUCGUCUAGGAAUGCCAGACGUGGGGGUCGCAACGUAUUCCGAGAUGGCAGAUGCUGGUAGAGACGUCUGCAAUGCUGUCAAGAUACCGGUGAUCGGGGACGGCGACACGGGAUAUGGUGGAACCCUCAACGUGAGGAGGACGGUGAAGGGAUUCGCACGAGCAGGGUUUGCUGCAGUGAGCAUAGAGGAUCAAUGCUUCCCAAAGCGCUGCGCGUAUGCUAGCGGAGUACAAGUC
Messenger RNA from Guillardia theta CCMP2712, 336 nucleotides. RefSeq lists its product as hypothetical. The transcript has 2 exons. The annotation marks the transcript as partial. Gene Ontology annotation, molecular function: catalytic activity. NCBI's taxonomy places the organism in Eukaryota, Cryptophyceae, Pyrenomonadales, Geminigeraceae. The record is from RefSeq and is a predicted model, not a curated record.